GGCAGUGUCGAGGUGUCGAGUUUCUGUACUCCGUAGCGCUGUCUAGAACCAGGCAGCAAGCAGCGUCACGAUAGGCCGCAACAGCCACCCAACCACGCGCCGCGGAGGCUACGGGCUGCAGAAAAAUAAAGCCGAGGAGGAGACCCCCCGUCUUGAGUUUCUCUAAUCAAGAAAUAGAGACUGAAAUCCUUUGAAAAGUCGAGGCAAAGUGGAAUUAAUCUUGUGUAUGGUUUUGGGAAGCUCUUUACAGAAAUGGCGAAAACAUGUGCGGAGGUUUGACGUGUGUUUAACUGGCUUUAUGCCGUUUUUAUGAGGGGAUCAAAAACUUGUCUGGCAACGGAGAGAGCCAGUGAGAAAGACGGAGCUUCUGUUCAGAAAGAUCUGAGACUGAGGGGGCAAGGAAGAAGGCAGUACAUCGUGGAGUCGUCAGACUAGGGAUGGCAGGUCUGGCCCCAGUGUCUGCGACGCGUGAGGACCAGGCCCCGAGCUGCGGAGCAGGCAGCUGAACCCCACCGGCGCUCGGGCAGAAUGACGCAGCAGGGGAGGCCCUAGCAGACCAAGCCAAGAGGAAGAAGCUGAAGAGGAAGAAGAAGAUGGGUGUCAAUGCCUCCAGCUACCCGCACUCGUGCUCCCCUCGCAUCGGGGGCAACUCGCAGGCCCAGCAGACCUUCAUAGGCAGUAAAGAGUUCCGUGGAUAUGCCGAUUUCCGCUUUCCCUCUGCCAGCCUAGGGACGUCGUCGUACUCCCAGCAGGGCUACGGCUGCGAGCCCAAGCUCUACAGCCUGGAGCACGGCCACGACAAGCCCCAGGACAAGAAGAAGAAGAGCUCGGGCCUGGCCACGCUCAAGAGGAAGUUCAUCAAGCGGCGCAAGUCCAGCCGCUCGGCCGACCACGCCAAGCAGAUGCGGGAGCUGCUGUCGGGCUGGGACGUGCGGGACGCCAACGCGCUGGUGGAGGAGUACGAGGGCACCGCCGCCCUCAAGGAGCUCAACUUCCAGGCCAGCCUGGCGCGGCCCGAGGCGCCCAGCCUGCAGCGCGACCUGGCCGCCCUCUACCAGUACAAGUACUGCACGGACGUGGACCUGAUCUUCCAGGACACCUGCUUCCCCGUGCACCGCGCCAUCCUGGCCGCCCGCUGCCCCUUCUUCAAGACGCUGCUGUCGUCCUCGCCCGAGUACGGCGCCGAGGUCCUGAUGGACAUCAACACGGCGGGCAUCGACAUGCCCAUGUUCUCGGCGCUGCUGCACUACCUGUACACGGGCGAGUUCGGCGUGGAGGACUCGCGCUUCCAGAACGUGGACAUCCUGGUGCAGCUGAGCGAGGAGUUUGGCACGCCCAACUCGCUGGACGUGGACAUGCGCGGCCUCUUCGACUACAUGUGCUACUACGACUCCCUGCUCAGCUUCUCCUCCGACUCCGAGCUGGUGGAGGCCUUCGGGGCCGGCGGCGGGGGCGGGGCCGGGGGCGGGGCCGGCUGCGGCGUCGCCGGGGGGCAGGGCUGCCCGGAGGAGGAGCUGCGGGCCCACAAGGCCGUGCUCUCGGCCCGCUCGCCCUUCUUCCGGAACCUCCUGCAGCGGCGCAUCCGGACGGGCGAGGAGAUCACGGACCGCACGCUCCAGACGCCCACCCGCAUCAUCCUGGACGAGUCCAUCAUCCCCAAGAAGUACGCGCGGGUGAUCCUGCACUGCAUGUACACGGACGCGGUGGACCUGUCCUACGUGCUGCCCUGCAGCCCCUCGGUGGGCAGCCUGAGCGAGGUGCAGGCCCUGGUGGCCGGGAAGAGCAGCAUGACCCGCGCCGAGGAGGCCAUGGAGCUCUACCACAUCGCCCUCUUCCUGGAGUUCAACAUGCUGGCACAAGGUUGCGAGGACAUCGUGGUGGAGAGCAUCUCGCUGGACUCGGUCAUCACCAUCCUGAAAUGGAGCUCGCAGCCCUACGGCUCCAAGUGGGUCCACCGGCAGGCCCUCCACUUCCUGUGCGAGGAGUUCAGCCACAUCGUGACCUCGGACGUCCUGUACGAGCUGAGCAAGGAGCACCUGCUCACCGCCAUCCAGUCCGACUACCUGCAGGCCAGCGAGCAGGAUAUUCUCAAGUACGUCGUCAAGUGGGGAGAGCACCAGCUUAUUAAGAGAAUGGCAGACCGAGAGCCCAACCUGCUGAGCGGCACGGCCCACAGCGUCAACAAGCGCGGCGUGAAGAGGAGGGACCUGGACCUGGAGGAGCUGAAGGACAUCCUGUCCCCGCUGCUGCCCUGCGUCCGCAUCGAGCACAUCCUCCCGGCCCACAGCGAGGUGCUCUCCGACGCGAUGAAGAGGGGCCUGAUCAGCACCCCUCCCUCGGACAUGCUGCCCACGGCGGAGGGGGGCAAGGCCAACGCCUGGCUGCGGCAGAAGAGCGCGGGCAUCUACGUGCGGCCCCGCCUCUUCUCGCCCUACGUGGAGGAGGCCAAGUCUGUCCUGGACGAGAUGAUGGUGGAGCAGACGGACCUGGUGCGUCUGCGCAUGGUGCGCAUGUCCAACGUGCCCGACACCCUCUACAUGGUCAACAACGCUGUUCCGCAGUGCUGUCACAUGAUCAACCACCAGCAAAUCAGCGGCAGCCAGGCCGUCCCCCCGUCUGUGGUGGCCAAUGAGAUACCAGUGCCCAAGCUGUCGGUGGUGCGGGAGAUGAUCCGGAGGCUGCAGGAGCUGCGGCACACGGACCAGGUGCAGCGGGCGUACGCGCUCAACUGCGGCGAGGGCGCCACCGUCAGCUACGAGAUCCAGAUCCGCGUGCUCCGGGAGUUCGGCCUGCCCGACGGCGCCGCCGAGCUGCUGCAGAACCCGCACAAGUUCUUCCCGGAGGAGCGCUUCGGAGACGAGAGCCCGGUGCUGGCCCUGCGCCAGGCGGGGCGUUGCCGGGUCAACAGCACCCCGGCGGUGGAGAGCAUGUACACCGACGUGGACGCGCUGGCCAGCUUCCACCCGCCGCUGCCCCCGCCCCCUCCGCCCUACCACCCGCCCACCACGCCCAGCCACGCCCAGCUGAAGGCGGGCUGGAGGCCCCGGGCCCCCAGCCAGCCCCCGUCCCGCUCCUUCUCCUACCCCUGCAACCACACCCUGCUCCAGCGCCACCCCUCCUCCAAGCACAGCAGCCCCGCCUACCCGCCCGACUGCACCAACCCCCAGGGCGGGGGCCGGACCCUGCACCCCGACAAGCAGGGGCAGAACAUGGAGCCGGUGAUCAACGAGUUCAUGCCGGACAUCGCCAUGGGCGUCUCAGCCAUGAGCCUUAAGGAGCGGCGGAUGGCCGAGGCGGCGAGCGACGGCGAGGGCCGCGACCCCCACUCCAUCGCCUUGACGACGGGCCCCGCGCCCCACUACCCCACGGGGCCCUGCCCCCCCGGCAGGCACGGCCACGCCUCCUGCAAGAAGCACGCAGCGGAAGCCAAGCCCGAGGCCAGGCCCGAGUAUCCCGACCUGUACGACUUCACCUGCCGCCCCGCCACGCCGGGCUCCGCCCCCCCGCUGCAGGGCCCCUACGCCGGCCCCGACCUCUACAGCCACAGCCGGCCCCCCGCCGGGCCCCACCCGCCGUCCUACGCUCCCGACGCGCACCCCCCGGGCCACGCCCCCCCCGGCCGACCGGGCGACGCCCUGCGCCUGGACAUGCUGGAGCAGCCCCCCCAGCGCCUGGACCUGGCGCUGGCCACGCAGGGGGGGGGCGGGCUGCAGGGGGGUGGGAGCGGCGGGGGCCACGUCCCCAGGGGCCGCUCCCGCAACGAGUCGGACCUCACGUGCGGCCUGGGGCCCUCCCGCUCCCCGAGCGCGGGCCUGGACGCCUACGAGGACCGCCCCCCUGCUCGCAGGCCCACCCCCGAAGGGAUAGGGGGUGGAGGGGAGCCCCCGGGGGGCCUACUGCCCCACAGGAACAGUGCCGGUGAAGAGGCCGUCGCCAGCAGGGACCGCAGGUCACCCAACAAGCCCGAGUACCCUUACAAGAAAUCUGCACUUUGACCCCGGGGGCGGGGCGGAGAGGGGUGGGCGGGACUGAAGGGAAGGAGGAGGCGACUCUGCUCCUUUCCUCUGCAGACAGGGGAGCUCCGACCGGUGCACACACACCCCUCAGAGGACUCCGGCUGUAAGGCUCUAAGCACAGGGGGACCCGCUGAGGCUGCUGGGACAGGCCCCUCGGGCUGCGUCGCACGCCUCAACACGGCGCCGUGGAAGGGCGGCUUUGAUUGGGAGGGCCGCUUGCCCGGCGGCGGUGGAGCUAGGCCCCCUAGCGGGGUGUUAGCUGGGCCCCCGCGCGGGCGCGCGGCUCGCCGUCGCAUGCCCACACUAACCUCAGCACAGCCGCUCGGCCGCAAGCCAGCCCAGCCGCGGAGUGCACUUUAACAGAGAAGCGCCGCCUUUUCUGUCUUUUUUAUUUUCUCCCUCCCCCUCCAGCCCCCAAGGCCACAGAGCAGGGUGAUGUUGACACUCCCGGCCCCUCUGAUUGGCUUAUUGAUCCUCUCUAUGGGCUCUUUCCAGUCGCUUAUUUUACCUCCUUGCAACCUUUCCCUGCGUCCUUGUCUCGCUUCCUUAGCUCCACCCAGUGGAGGACGCAAGGAAAGGAGGCAAGGACUGAGGAAUCGAGGAAACGUGUAUUAGGCAAAUGGAAAGUCCUUGCUCAGUGAAGUGUCAGUUUGAAGCCAUGUCAGACAUGGCAGAUGGGGAGAGGUGGAUCCACAGGUCAAUCGUUCAUGUCUCAAAAAAUACUUUCACAAAGGAUGCACUCCUUUCUCCUUGCUCAAGCGUCCUUCGGGAGCCUCCCAGCUCCUCGCUCGUAACUCCUUCAAGGAGCAUUUAACAGGUUGGAAUGUCCUUCAGGGCGGCGGACCUCGAUCAGUUUCCAGGUCAGUCGAGGACCGAGGAGAGGAGGACGGAUAAACUGAGCGAUUGGAAAGAGCCCGUAUGCCCUCGGCGUUAUCCGCCUUCCCAUGAUCCUCCCUCCCACAGCCCUCGCUUUCCAUUCAUUAUUUCCUUUCUUCCAGUACCAUAAUUGCAUCCCAGGCUAACAACUAAAUAAUAAGAGCAUAACAAAAGGCUAGACUUUCAACAAUGUGCAGCAGCCGCGUAAUAUUUUCAGUAGUUUUUUCUUGAUACUGGGGAAGAUAAUAUGUGCUUUUUUUUUUUGUUUGCCCGCAGUUUCCUCAGCUCGGUAAUGAAUAGGAUUUGCGGGUUAUUGUCCUGCCGUUUUCUAUUGUGCCGCGUUCGUCCUGCGAUGCACGGCCUCCCGUGUGAUGGAAGUAAUACCGCCGAGCGCUAGUUGGCUAAGGUUUGCCAGUAAUUCAAGGUUUGAUAAGGGGAACCCUGAAGGGCUCAAAAUGAAAUAAUAAUGAUUAUUUUUUUAAUUCCCCUCCUGGCCGAGAGAUCGUGUUUUUGCCAGUGCUGUGAGUGUGAGGGAAACGGGCACGCCGGUGGAGCUGGCUGGCUUGUUGCUGAGCAGCGGGGACGGCGGUGGAAUCGGAGCCAGCCUGUCUCUCGUUAUUCCCAGGGUGCCGUUCUCCGGCCCUCCGCGCGUUAUCGCAGCCUGAGACGGCGCGCUGCCCCAGGGGCUCCCAGCCGCGCACUCCGAUGAAGCGCGGCCGGGCCGGCGGACGUGAUUUUAUUAUCGUGUUGCGCUGCGCGUUAACCCCGCCCGCUGUCCCGUCGACAUCUGAGCUGAGAAACCCUGUAACGCACGCCUGGACGUGGCAAAGCCAUCCGACCGACCUCAGCCAAGCCAGCCCCGCCGCGCCCCCCCCCCCCGACCGCGGUCAGAGAGGCCCGCCCCUGACAGAGGUCGCCCUUCGUCGUCUCCGGACUCCGUGCCGAAGCUCGCAGCUGCGCGAUCGGGAGAAACGAUAACGAUCGUAAUGAUGUCAGCCCGGAGCCCGCUGACGAGGGGAGGGCCGGCCCCUCUUCUGGGAGCUGUGCCCCUCCAGGCUUUUCUCCAGUGGUUACAGCUGG
Anguilla rostrata (American eel) is the source of this 5972-nucleotide messenger RNA. Its product is annotated as BTB/POZ domain-containing protein 7-like. The record is from RefSeq and is a predicted model, not a curated record. Gene Ontology annotation, biological process: morphogenesis of a branching epithelium. The transcript is spliced from 12 exons. Lineage: Eukaryota; Metazoa; Chordata; Actinopteri; Anguilliformes; Anguillidae. The coding region runs from base 594 to 3995 and encodes 1133 amino acids. Gene Ontology annotation, molecular function: protein binding.